AUGAAUGUCGUUCGAUUUACCCUCCGCGCGACGGGGCUCAGUCUUCCGCGCACAGCCAAGCAUGCCCGUCAGUUGGCCACUUGGCCCAAGCAGCCGCAGCCUGCCCUCCUGCUCCUGCUCCUGCUCCUACACCUGCAGUCCAUCCAUCCCUUGGGGGAGGGGGGGGGACCUUCAUUCGCUCUACGAGAUCUAAGCGAGCUGGUCCACGCGACGCGACGCGCCGCCGACGCUGUGCUCGUCCACGGCACCGGCGAAGCAAGCAGCAGCGGUGCUCGCCUCAGGGCCGGAAUUGUGAAACCCACCUGGGGAUUUGAUCUCCCUGGGCGGUCGCUGGCCCAAGGACGACGCGGACGAAAAGUACGUGGGACUACCACGGGCUUUGCCGGCCAAAGAUCUCGAUUAAGUAGCCGCUUCCGCCUCGGCAUCGUCCCAUCGCAUCUCAUCUCGACCUGGUUGUUGGGCCAGAGUAAGCUAGCCCGCACCACACUGGACAUGAAUCAGGGCUUCUCAGUGGCCCAGCCCUCCUGCACAACCGUUGAGACCGCAGCGGAAGUACCCUUAUUGCUGAGAUUGUCAGCCUGGGUGGAGCUGGCUCUACCGACGGCCAGAGUACCCAGUUACCUCCGGAGCUUUCAGGAGGCUUCUGGACAGCUUCUCUCCCACUUGCCCCUGUUCAUGAGCUUUAGCUUUAAGAUGUACGGGGGAAAGAGCAUCGAGCACCGCCCUGCAUGA
Molecule: messenger RNA, 732 nt
Organism: Clonostachys solani
Lineage: Eukaryota; Fungi; Ascomycota; Sordariomycetes; Hypocreales; Bionectriaceae
Source: the annotation of a GenBank genome assembly